UAUAGUGAAAUGAAGACAUUUGAGAAGAUGCUAACGCAACCACAUUUGGGGGCACUAUCCGUGGUGCUGAUUCUCUCUCUGGGGCUUCCAGAAACCACACUUGCCUGUCCUCACCCAUGCGCCUGUUAUGUUCCCACUGAAGUUCACUGCACAUUUCGGUCCUUAGCAGCUGUGCCAACAAGAAUUUCUAAACAUGUGGAACGAAUCAAUUUGGGGUUUAACAGCAUACAGGCUAUAUCUGAAAACUCAUUUGCAGGACUUGCUAAGCUAGAACUUCUCAUGCUCCAUGGAAAUGAUAUUCAAAAUAUACCCAAUGGUGCUUUAAAAGACCUGACAUCACUUCAGGUGUUCAAAAUAAGCUACAACAAGCUGCAGGUUAUAACCGGUCACACCCUCCAAGGGCUCUCCAGCAUAAUGAGAUUGCACAUGGACCACAACCGAAUUGAAUUCAUUCACCCAAAUGCUUUUAAUGGAUUAACGUCCCUCAGACUUCUCCAUUUGGAAGGCAACUUGCUCCAGCAGCUUCACCCCAAUACAUUUUCUACAUUUUUGGUCCUUGAUUUUUUCAGGCUGUCAACAAUAAAGCACCUCUAUUUGUCUGAAAAUGCCAUUAGAACACUGCCUAUGGGCAUUUUUCAAAGAAUGCCACUCCUAGAGAACAUUUAUCUUCAUGGAAACCCCUGGUCUUGCGACUGCAAGUUGAAAUGGCUCCUUGAGUGGAAUGAGAAAUCUGCAGGUGUCCUUAAAUGUAAAAAGGACAAAGCAUAUGAAGAAGGCCAACUCUGCCCGAAAUGCACCUUCCCUAAGCAGUUCCAGAAACAAGAUGUUCAAAAUGUGAAAGAUCUUUCUUGUACGAAGCCCAUCACACAGUCCCCACUGAAACAGAACAUCAGCCUCAAUGAGGAGGAGGAGGAGGACGAUGACAGCUCUGAGCUUCCCAUGGAAGAAUUUCAGCUGUCUCCAUGGAAUAUUACUCUGAACUUGACCGAUGAGCAUGGAAACAUAGUGAAUUUGAAGUGUGAAAUCAAGAAACCAACAGACUCUACCAAAAUUCACUGGAACCAGAUCUCUCCUCAGGAAAUUGAGGUCAAUGCUACCAUUUCCCUGGAUCUGGAAUGCCUAAUGAACCGAGACAACUAUGAAAAAUUGUGGAAGCUUAUUGCUUAUUACAGUGAAGUGCCUGUCAAGUUAGAAAGGGAACAUGUGCUCAGCCAUGAACCUAAGUUAAGCUACCAUUACAGGCAAGGUUCCGAUUAUGAUGCUCUUUACUACACUGGUGUCAAAGGCAGAAUCCUUGCUGAGCCCGCCUGGGUGAUGCAACCGUUGAUUCAUAUCCAGUUAAACAGACACCAGAGCACCGGGAAAAAGGUUGUGCUCUCCUUUUCUACCAAGGUAUCUCAGAUGCUUCAGCCCCAAGAAAACAGACAGCAGAGAAGCAGCUGGGUGAUGAUAGAGCAAGAUCAGCACAUCAGGGCAGCUCAGAGUGUAGUGGAAGGUUCAGAUGCUCAGCUGAGUUGCAAUGUCAAAGCAUCAGAAAGUCCCUCCAUCAAGUGGAUGCUUCCAGAUGGGACAAAACUGAAAGCUCCAUUCAAAGUGGAAAACAGCAGGUUUUCUGUCCUCAGCAGUGGUCAGUUAGUUAUCAAGUCAGUGGCCUAUGCUGAUUCGGGAGUGUACUACUGUGUUGCUCAAGUGAGAGGUGAUGUUGACACAAUGUCCUACAGAGUUCUGGUGCAGCCUCCAGUUAUUCAGCCACCUGACUCUGAGACAACCAAAGUUGAAAAACAUGUGGGGGAUUCCAUACUUUUGCCCUGCAGUGCAGUAGCUAACCCAGAUGCACACUUAAGCUGGAUACUCCCAAGCAGCCAGGUUCUUCAUGAUCUAUCAAACAGCUCCAUUGGGUACCUGCUAGACAAUGGCACGCUGUUAAUUCCACAUAGCCAUGUUAGUGACAGUGGGUACUACAGGUGUGUGGCUAUCAACCAACAAGGAUCCAAUCAAUUCGCUGUUAAAGUAACAGUAAAUAAAAUGGCAUCUGACCGAUCCUCCAAAAGGGUGAAAUUAAAAAAGCAUCCUGGUUCAAGAAUCCCUAUAAAAGCAAGGGGGCAUGUCAUAGAAGAUGAUGAGGGAUCUGGUGCUGAAGAGGCUUAUGAUACCCCAAGCAAAAAAAUCCAUCUGAAGGGGCGUGAAGUAUCCCUUAAACAAAAGAAUGACAAUGUCUCUCGUGUUCAGGUUAAAAAGAAUAAAAAGGGAAAGCGCAAAAUGAAAUUGUGGAAAGGCUUGGAUAGAAGUGAAGAGAUCAAUGUUGCAGAGGGUCGUAGGGUAUUUGAAUCCCGAAGAAGAAUAAAUAUGGCAAACAAACAAAUUAAUCCACAGCACUGGGCCAACAUUUUGGCAAAGGUCCGAGGGAAAAACCUUCCAAAAACAACAACAGCAGUCCCUUUCUUAAGGACUAUGACAGAAACUCCAUUCAUGCAUCAAACCAUCAGAGCUCCUCCUCCCAUGGCUAGCCCCCCACCAAAGACUGCUAUGGAAGUCAAUGGAGAAGAGUCUUCUGCAGAUGUGUCACAUUUGGAUGAGGUAGAGCUGUUCCCAGUCACAGUUCUUCCCAUUAUCAGUACACAGGAUUAUAAUCAAGACCAAACACCUUCUACAGCAGAGAAUCCUGAGGCUGAGCGUUCAGUAGAGCAGGAAUCUCCAAACACCGCAAGACGUCCAUACAGUGUGGGAACACUUCUGGCAAGAUAUACUCUGAUCACUGCAACUGUACCGAUGCAGGCUUGGGAUCACAGUAGUUUGAGGACAGGGGAACCAAAGCCAGCAGAACCGAAAAGCAUGGAUAGUUUCACUGAAGAGCCUUCAAAUGAAGAAGCCAUAAGCCACUUGUCUUAUAUCCAAAGCACUCUGAUAACAGUGGGCAAUGAGGAGACAGCCACACGGUAUACAUUCACCUCUUCAGAACAAUCACCCAAAGUUUCUGUCCUUGAAAAAACUCAUGUCUCUGAAGUCACAGGAACAGAUAUAUGGCAGAAGAAUAUGAAUGAGCAAGAUAAUGCUGCAAUAAUUUCUACACCUCCUGAAAUCAACAGUGAUCUGAAUUUAAAAGCCAUGACUACCAUUUCCCCUUCUGCCUCUCCAGUGAUAGAUUCAGUCCCUACAGAAAGUGGUAGCAUAGAGCAUCAGCAAGUGAGAAUUUCUCCUGACCCCUUCUGGCAUUCUGAAAACAUGCAUGUUCAAAAACCAGAAUCAUCUUUUAUUGUAGAAAGUACCACUGCUCCAUUUAAAAAGAAAGACUGGCGAAUGACUGCUGCAGCCACUAGCAAGAUGACCAUAGUGGCCACGAGUACAGCUUCUGAAAGAAAAACAGCUACUUCUAACUCACCAGUUAUCCAACAUCCCCGAAGGCGACCGUACGGGAGAAGGAGAUUAAGACCAAAUCGGUUCAGGAGACCAAAGCCUAUUCUUCCAACAGCCUCUACCACAGAAGAGGUGCCUUUCCUUCAAAAAGCAUCUAAGCCAGAAGCUGCUACCAAAAGUUUGCAAGGUUCUACUUUUAGAGAUCAACAUAAACCUGAUGCUGAAACACAGCAUGCAAAUGAGUACAAACCUUUGGAAGUGAGUUCUUCAUUAACUACACGUGUUCCUGCUUUACGAAUGUCUACCAAGGCGCAUUUUGUGGAAGCGGCUUCAGUUCUACUUUCUACUUUGCUGCCUAAAACACAUGUAACUCAUACUGCGAAGGACCUGAAAAGUCACAUGUUGAUAUCAGCUCAUGACUCACUGACUAGAGCUCCCAACAAACAGCUGCAUUUGUCUCACAGCUCAGGGCAUACACUGGCAACGCCUACAGACUUUGAAGACAACACCAUUACAGCAAAAGUCACAGAAGCCCAUACAACAGGCACUUCAGUAUCUAUAGGAAGUGCCACUAGCCCAGUGUUACCUUCUGACUUUAGUUACUCAGUGAUUUCAGAAUUUGUAGAAGAAUCUCUUCCUAUUGGCUCAUCAACUCCAGAGAAUGGAGUUGAUCCAAGAGUAGCACAAUCAAGAUCUGCCACUGUACAGCAUUUGACUGAUGCUAAUAGCACAGUAGAACAUUUUAAGGAUCCGCCAACCAUAGGUGAUCUGCAGAAUUUUUCAGAAUCUCUAAUAUUGUCUACAGUUGCAACAUCUUUCCACCAAAGAGACACAAUGACUCCAUCUCGCUAUAGUGCAACAGAUGAUCUCCUUUUCACACCCACAGAAACUAAACAAGAGAUCAAUCUUUGGCAAAGCAGAACACACAUAUUACCAUCUCCAAGGCACUCAAAGGAUAUGAUCACUCAGUUACAUGAUCGGCAUGAUCAGACUGUUGUAUACAGAACAGAAAAAAACCAUCCCCCCAUUUCACCCAUUGCACCUGCACCUACACCUUUGGCUACUACUCUUCCUCCAUCAUUGGCUAGCACUCAUAAUUUGUCCGAUCAUUCUUCUGCAAAGAAAAAUUACACAUCUGGUCAAAGAGCAGAACCAAAUAGCAAAGGAUCCAAUGUUGAUAGUAGAAGAGGCAAGCUCACCUCAAGACAGAAUGAACUUUCCACUUUCCAUUCAAACCACAACAGAAUCACCACGGAAGAAAAGCAAAGACAACUGAAAGAACCACAUGGUGGCAGAUCAUAUAACAGCCUCUCGCUGAAUCCAAAAAGUCCUAACCAGCCCAUUGGAAUCAUACCCAUUUUUAAUCAGCCACCUGCUUUGGCACCUCCAAAACAUAUUCCUGUGAGGGGGACCGUGAAACCUCCAUAUCUCAUUGCACCAGGCUUAUUUCGCCAUUUUGUAACUCAUCAACCACCCCUCCAUUAUACCAAUAAACCAGAGAUAACUGCAUAUGCGGCACAUACCACACAGGACAGAAAAGCCUCUUCUCAGUCAGAGACUUUUCUCUCCACCACAACAGCUGCUCCGUUAUACAGGCCUAAGUUGCACACUCCAAGCAGAUUUGGUAGCCAGGGUGAAAGCAGGUACAGCAUUCACUCCAGAGUUUUUGCCAACAAUUACCUUCCUGAAAUCAGAGACAAGCCUGGAAGAACGGUAAAUCAAGCUAUACCAUAUUUUCCCAAUUCCAGAAUUCCAGUGUUGUUUAAUAGAACCAAGGUAUUACAACAUUUGGGAGUAAACUCCAAACCAUUGGUGCCUAAUCUGUAUGCCCCUAUAAGCACAACAGAGAAGAAAUUCCUCUCUCCAACCAGGCCUAUAACACAAAGUACUCCUCUAAAAGUUGGAGCUAUCCCAGUGCCUCCCAUGGCCUUGGCUACUGCACCAUCGGCCUUGGCUACCACUCCUCCAUUUAUAACUCUAAGAAUUAAACCUCAAAUGACUUCAACCAUGCAGUCCUCCAGAAGCAUCCAUUAUAACAAUCCCAACGUGCCAUUUGGGCCUAAACUAGGAGGAGUUAAGGCACUCAAUUCCAGCAUUAUUCAGCCAUCCACACAUUUCAGGACACAAGGAGAAAGGCCUAAGAUUAUAACAAAAAAAUCAAACGUUCUAUCCAUCUUUGCUGAAUCGGAUGCUGUCAUCCCAUGCGAUGCCACUGGAGAACCCAAGCCUUUCCUUUCUUGGACAAAAAUCUCCACAGGAGCGCUGGUGACAGCCAAUACAAGGAUACAACGUUUUGAAGUCCUGAAAAAUGGUACAUUCAUUAUUCGCAAUGUUCAACUUCAGGACCGUGGACAGUAUUUGUGCACUGCUCAGAACCUGCAUGGCGUCGACAAAAUGAUUGUCUUGUUGACCGUCUUAGCCCAGCAGCCCAAAAUACUGGGCUCCCGCUUCAGAGAUGUGACUGUUUAUUUUGGCGACAAAGUAUGCAUGGAUUGCCAGGCCAAUGGAAUUCCAAGCCCACACAUUUCUUGGAUCUUUCCCGACAGGAAAAUAUUACAAACUGUGAGCACUACAGAGGGAAGGGUAAUGCUGUACGAAAACCGAACUUUGUCCCUUAAGGACACAAACUUCUCAGACCGGGGAGUUUACAAGUGCAUAGCCAGCAAUGCUGCAGGAGCCGAUAGUAUUGCUGUGAGGCUUCACGUUGCUGCCUUGCCCCCCAUUAUUCAGCAGGAGAAACAGGAAAACGUUUCCCUCAGCAUGGGGCAGAAUGCCAACAUACACUGUAGUGCCAAAGCAGCACCUCUGCCUGGCAUCCGUUGGGUGCUCUUCGAUGGAACCCAGAUCCGACCCUCCCAGUUUGUCCAUGGCAAUCUGUUUGUUUUUCCAAAUGGGACCCUGUACAUCCGCAACAUCUCGCCCAAAGACAGCGGGAGCUAUGAGUGCGUUGCAACCAAUAUGGUCGGGACUGCCAGGAGAACUGUAUGGCUGCAUGUCAAGAAGCACUCCACAAAUGCCAAGAUCACUGGGAGCUCACCUCAGAGAACAGAUGUGACAUACGGCAGCGCCUUGAGGCUGGACUGCAGUGCAUCUGGGGACCCCUGGCCACGGAUACUCUGGAGGCUUCCUUCAAAAAGGAUGGUGGAUUCCCUACACAGUUUGGACAGCAGAAUCAAGGUAUUUGGCAACGGAACUUUGGUUGUCCGUUCCGUCACCGACAAGGACGCUGGAGAUUACCUAUGUGUGGCCCGCAAUAAGAUUGGAGAUGACUAUGUAGUGCUCAAAGUAAAUGUGAUGAUGAAACCUGCCAAAAUCGAACACAAGCAUGAGAAUAACCGGAAAGUGUUGUAUGGAGGGGACCUGAAAGUGGACUGUGUAGCCACAGGUCUGCCAAACCCGGAGAUCUCCUGGAGUCUUCCAGAUGGCAGCAUGAUCAACACUUUCAUGCAGUCGGACGACAGUGGGAGCCGAGCAAAGAGAUACGUGGUGUUCAACAAUGGGACACUGUAUUUCAAUGAUGUAGGGCUUAGAGAAGAAGGAGACUACACCUGUUACGCCGAGAACCAGAUUGGCAAAGAUGAGAUGAAAGUGCGAGUCAAAGUAGUGGCUGAGCCUCCUACCAUUAGGAAUAAAACCUACACAGCUGUCGACAUCCCAUAUGGGGAUGUGGUGUCAGUGGGAUGUGACGCAAAAGGGGAGCCCACACCCAAAGUGACCUGGUUGUCUCCCAGCAAUAGGCCUAUCCCUCUUUUGUCAGAUAAAUAUCAGGUGUACAGAGAUGGGACACUUCUCAUACAGAAGGCCCAAAGAUCUGACAGCGGCAAUUAUACCUGUGUAGCCCGGAACAGUGCUGGGGAAGACCGGAAAAUUGUCUGGAUCCGUGUCAAUGUUCAGCCUCCCAGAAUAAACGGACACCCCAGCACCAUCACCUCCAUGAGAGAAAUGGCUUUGAGAGACAGCCGGAAGCUGAUUGACUGUAAAGCAGAAGGCGUCCCGUCUCCACGGGUAAUGUGGGCUUUCCCAGAAGGAGUGAUCCUACCUGCCCCCUACUAUGGGAACAGAAUCACUGUGCACCGCAAUGGCACAUUGGAUAUUCGUGGCGUGAGGCAGACUGACUCAGUGCAGCUAGUGUGCAUCGGCAGGAAUGAAGGGGGUGAAGCCAGGCUGAUUGUGCAGCUUCAGGUCAUGGACCACGUGGAAAAGCCCACCUUCAGGGAUCCUGUCACUGAAAGGAUCACGGCCACGGCAGGCCACAGCAUCAACCUGAACUGCUCUGUUCAUGGGAUCCCUCAGCCCAGCACUGCCUGGAUCCUCCCCAAUGGCACAGAACUGCAGAAAGGCAGCCAUUUGCAGAGGUUUUACCACAAGAGGGAUGGGAUCCUGCACAUCAGUGCCCUGUCUGCAGCAGAUGCCGGGACUUACCGCUGCACAGCCCGGAACCCAGGGGGCUAUGUGGAGAGGGUGGUCUUCCUCCAAGUGGGGCUGAAACCGGAGAUCAGCAAUCAGUAUAACAAUCUGGUAAGCAUCAUCAACGGGGAGACCCUGCAGCUUCACUGCAUCACCCAGCCCAGUCAGCGGGCCCGCGUGACCUGGACGCUGCCAAAUGGGAUGGUCUUAGAUGGUCCCCAAGUGGUUGGGCGAUUCUCCCUGUCAGAGAACGGCUCUCUCACAGUGCGCGAGGCAUCUGUAUUUGACCGAGGGACCUACCUGUGCAAGGCCGUGACGGAAUAUGGCUCCUCCCUUAUGAACGUCCCCGUGAUCGUGAUUGCCUACCCUCCACGGAUCACAAGCGAACCAGCUCCUGUCAUUUACACAAGGCCAGGCAAUACCGUGAAGCUGAACUGCAUGGCCAUUGGAAUCCCUAAAGCAGAAAUAACAUGGGAACUCCCAGACAAAUCGCAUCUGACAACGGGAGCUCAGUCCCGUCUAUAUGGAAACAAAUUCCUUCACCCUCAGGGCUCGUUAAUCAUCCAGCAGGCUACUCAAAGAGAUGCAGGCUUCUACAAAUGCACUGCUAAAAAUAUACUAGGCAGCGAUUCAAAAGCAACCUACAUACACAUAUUCUAAUGUUCAAACAAAUGCCUUUGAAUACACACAAAUAUCUAACAUCCCUGCCAAAUGAGCACAGCUAGGAAAAUACAGUUGAUAAAUGAAACCAGUCGUAUUAAGAUGAGAAAAGCAUGGUUGUGCCAGAAAUAGUGUAUCAUGCAGCUUUACCUUUGUGAAAUACCAAAAUGCGAUUCAGGCAGGUGACACUUCUGAGAAGACCUCUGAACUAUCUCUAUGAUGGAACAGGGUUUCUCAUCAUCUGCCUUAGGAUGAGAGACAAGAGGU
Messenger RNA from Elgaria multicarinata webbii, 8688 nucleotides. RefSeq names its product matrix remodeling associated 5 (gene MXRA5). The record is from RefSeq and is a predicted model, not a curated record. Gene Ontology annotation, molecular function: protein binding. The transcript has 6 exons. Bases 10 to 8421 code for a protein of 2803 amino acids. NCBI's taxonomy places the organism in Eukaryota, Metazoa, Chordata, Lepidosauria, Squamata, Anguidae.